AUGAGCGGAGGAGGUGGAUCUGCAAAAACUGAAAAAUUAACUGCGGCAGAGGAAUUGUCUGCCGUGUCUCUGGCCGCCCGGGCGGAGACGAAGGAUUAUGAUUCGACCGAGCAGAUGAUGAUGACAGCAACGGGCACAGAAAAACCUUCGAUUUCUGCCGAAAAUUGUGAAAGCAGCGAAGAGCACGAGAAUGAAGAUAUCUUCAGUAACGUACCAUCGCCAAGAACGGCGAAAAACCACCGCCAGACACGUCGUGGAGGUGCGCGAAAGGACCAGCAGCUGCGAGACAAAGACAACGGUCCUAGUAGUACACCGACGAGCAAUGUUAUGAACUGCAAAAGUAUCGUACUCGUAUAAAUGCAUUACAAAUUAUUUUCUCAGCAUGAGAAAUAAAAUUUGUAAUGCUGAUUUGCCUUGACAAUGAAAUUUGUAAUGCAAGACCAGCAUUUAUACGAGUACGAUACUUUUGCACAGGAUAAAUGUCUCCAUGAAACAAAAGCUCGCCGACCUGACCCCUUCGGACCGGGAGAUAUCAAAUGUAAAAAUGUCUGGGUCUGGAAGAAUCCAACUUGUCAUGCUGAUUUUGGAUUCUAAAAAAAUCUGUAUUGCAUGAGCAGCACAGAGAGUCCAAAUUUUGCAACACGGAAAGAGCAUUUGUCAUGCGGAAUAGGCAUCAGGAAGCCCUCUAAAAAUCUGUGAUGCUAGGGCAUGCAUCACAGACUUGAGGAGUCAUGCAAAAUGUGCAUGACAAACCCGGCAAUCUUCCAGACCCAGACAUUUUUACAGUUGAUAGGAGAAGCGGGAGAACCAAGUGAAGAAGUACGUGAAAUUUCUCGCGGCAACCAAGUACGAAGCCGGCACGCCCUUCCGAGAGAACCACAUCCAGAGCUGCUUGCGGACGCAUUUUGGCAUCGAGAAAUGGCGAGAGACGAAAGACUUAUUGGGGAAGAAACUGGAGGCGUUUCUGACGCACGAUUGCGAUUCCCCGAACCCGUUCUCGGGGAAGGAAUUUGAUGGGGACGAGGGGGAGCUUUCUCAUAUCAAAAGGAAAAAUCUCCCCACCCCAUAUCAAAAAGAAGUUUCUGAUGCUGGAUUUCAGUACACAAAUCACAUUUGUCUUGCAGUAGAGGAAACUGCAGGUAUAUGCCAAGCUUGAGCCGCGAUGUUUUGGCGUAGGCUCCUAGCGUGAAAAACGUCGAUAGUGUAGGCCCAACAGCAUCACAAACCGCCUGCAUAGUGCGGCGGAUCCUCUGGAUUUGCCUGCGUGCAAGACAGACAGGAUUUGUGGGCACAAAUCCGCAUCACAGAUUUUCAGACGGAUGCGUUUUCAAUGUGGGGAGGAGGGAUUUUUCCUCACAAUAUCUCACGAUGGAUCUUCUGUUGAACAAGGGACGACAGGAGCAGGUCUUGCUGCUUCAUCUGGUGCGGAUUUUAACAGUGGUAGUUCAUCUUCAAAUCCUAUAUCAAAUGCAAAUAUGUCUGGGUCUGGAAGCCUGUGAUGCUGGGUGGCGUCUCAUGAUGAGGCUACAAAUGCUGGCUCAGCAUGACAAGUUUCUGAGCUCCUAGGUGUUGCCUAUUCUGCAUGACAAACUGCGCUUCUGCAGUUAGGAAGUGGAUCGGGUAUCCACCUAGGGGUAUUGGCAGAGGCUACAUCUGUUCUAACGCCCAGGUAUUGGCAGAGGCUAGAUCUGUUCUAACGCCAACCCGCCAGGAGUCAAAUGGUCACUACUACUACUGCAUCACAGAAAAGCGGAGCUCUUGGGUAACGUGCAUGACAGAUUUAACAGUCAUGCCGGACAAGCAUGACAAACAUGAAUUCUUCCAGACCCAGACAUUUUUACAUUUGAUAUCCUAAUCCAUUAAACAAUUCCCAGUACAUGGUACAAUCCCGAAAAGCGUUGAUCGAACAGCUGAAGAUAUCCAAGACAAAAGAACUGUGUAAAUUGGAAGUUUGUGAUGCAAAAAAUGCAAAAAUACCGUUUUUACGCCUGUCAUGCGUGAAGUGCGUCAUAGCCACGUUUCAUACGUGUUUUCAUGCGCGUAGCUAUGCAUGACAGCUUUUUUCUGUAAAAAAUGCAAAGCGAAUUAUUUGUGAUGCUGCCUUUCCUAUACCGUUACACGUACACACUUUUUGUUUUUUUCUUGGAUAGAGGAGACAGGCGAAGUCCGACCGAGAAAUCCAAGCCAAGAAGUUGGAAGCGCGGCUGAACACGACCACGACCAACGGCGCAGGGGUAUUAAUGUCAGCAACAGGAACUACAGCAGGCACAGGCAGUAAAUCAACUGCAAACUUGACGACAAGUAGUCUCCAAUCCGCCCCUGUCAUCGCCUCUGCGGAAGACGUGGAAGCGGUUUUUUCCACCGGCCCAUCUGCUGCCGCGAAAGCACGCAUGCUGCGGACUCGCAGGCACGCGUUGCUGAGUCAGGGGUCCUUUUUGUCGAGGGAGGUUUUCGCAGAUCCGGUGAGCGGGAGGGUGCUAAGUGCGAGAACUUCUAACGCAUCUUCGCAGGAUCUUCAUGGCAACACAGAUCCGGUAGCAACCACAAUUAGGCAUUUGGUUCGGGCGCGAAUACGGAGGAUAGUCGAGCGGUAUGGCGGAGUUGGGAACUUUGCCCGGAUGCAUAGAACAAGCGGCAUUGUUGCUAAGUGCUCAUUCAACACCGCAACGGGUACUAGUGCUCCUGCGCAUCUUCGACAACAUAACUUUACUCCAGCAGAUGCCACUGAGGGUGGCAUUGAUAGUGAGAAGCACAAAGACGGGGCAGUUGCACCAAAUUAUUGGGGACAUAAGUCAUCUUCAUCAAGAACACAGAUGAACAGGAGCGGAAUAAGAUUCUGCUCGAAGAAAAAAGCAGAGCAGCGGUAUAAGAAAUUGGGAAUGUUGGGCGGCGCUGAUGUAGUUUCUGAUCGGGUGACCAGGUCGUCUGGGAAGAACAAACAAAUUGCAGCAAGCGCCAGCGACGGCAGGCCUGUGAAUGAGACGAGACCUGUGGGGCGAGGAGCGGAAGAGGAUGCCGUGUGGUCACCAAGUAGAGCAGGCACUGCAUCUGUAGUUGCACCCUCUGUGCCUGAACACGUGAUCAUCAUUCCGGAAGAGGAACAGUUGCGGUAUUGCCGGGAUUUCGAUGGAACGGAGGUCGUGCUACUGCCGGAUACAAAACGAGGUGCUGUUCCUGGUGGUCGUCCAAACCCUGCCUCGCAGAGUGGAGAACCGCAAGAUGAUGGUGCAACUGGCUAUUCUGACGGUUCACUUCUCUCAUUGCACUUGCAAGAAUCACGACGUCUGUGCGGAGAUUCUAUGCUACGGGUAGCAAAUUUGCGACGCAAGUUUGGCGAUUGUAAAGUUGUGUUUGAGGAAGAGGAGGAGAAGCGAAUGCGGGGACCGGGGUUGGUCAGUAUGUGACGAUUGGUCGAAGCAGAAGCACUGAACAAGACAGAAGGAAAUUCUUUCCGACGGAACGCGAGACACACGAUAUGAAGAACUGAUGAAACAUGCUCAGAUACAGUUGAUACCAAAAGACAUCAUUAAGCUUACGCUCUUAAUACCCGGCCAGGCGGCGUCCUUCUAUACUCGCUGGCCCCGCGACCAUGAUCUUUGAACGGAGUCAGCCGCAGCUCCGAGG
Amoebophrya sp. A120 is the source of this 3624-nucleotide messenger RNA. NCBI's taxonomy places the organism in Eukaryota, Dinophyceae, Syndiniales, Amoebophryaceae. The record is from the annotation of a GenBank genome assembly.